This is a messenger RNA of Phyllotreta striolata, 2781 nucleotides long. NCBI's taxonomy places the organism in Eukaryota, Metazoa, Arthropoda, Insecta, Coleoptera, Chrysomelidae. The record is from the annotation of a GenBank genome assembly.
UAAAUUCGCCCGAUUUAGCUCACUGAUUCAAAUUUAAACUAUCAAAUUAGUUGAAACAAUAUAAAUAUAUAACUAAUUGUGCCUUAAAAUGAAAGUGGUAUUUAUGGUAGCCGAGAAGCCCUCGCUGGCCGCUUCGAUUUCCAGCAUAUUAAGUAACAAAAAAAGUACAUCUCGAAAAGGCUUCAACGGAGCCUGUUCGGUGCACGAAUGGAUCGGAACCUUCUCGAACGCCCCCUGCAAAUUCAAAAUGACAUCGGUCUGCGGCCACGUCCUCGGCGUCGACUUCACCAGCAAAUACAACAACUGGGACCGCGUCGACCCCGCCGAGCUGUUCGUCUGCCCCAUCGAAAAGAAAGAGGCCACCCCGAAGCUGAAAAUGCCGGCGUUUUUGGCCCAAGAGGCCCGCGGCGCCGAUUACCUCGUCCUGUGGCUGGACUGCGACAAAGAAGGCGAGAACAUUUGCUUCGAGGUGAUGGGGGCCGUCGCUGGAAACAUCUUCGGGAACGUCUAUUCCCCUACCGUUACCUACCGAGCCCGGUUCUCCGCCAUCACCGAUAAGGAUAUCAAAGCCGCCUUUAAUAAUCUAGUAUAUCCGAACGAGAACGAAUCGAAAAGCGUGGACGCCCGGCAAGAGCUCGAUUUGAGGAUUGGUUGCGCUUUCACUAGGUUUCAAACGAAGUUUUUCCACGGUAGAUACGGCGAUUUGGAUGCGGCGUUGAUUUCGUACGGCCCUUGUCAAACGCCCACGUUGGGUUUCUGCGUGAAGAGGCACGAUGAUAUACAGAGCUUCAAACCGGAACCGUACUGGUGCAUUCAAGUCACUCUAACCACUAAGGAUGGGCUGGAUGUGCGACUAGAUUGGGGCCGAGUGCGGUGCUUCGACAAGGAAACGGCCAAUAUAUUUCUGCAGUUCGUUAAAGACCAACGGGAAGCGAAGGUGACCGGCGUGAGUGCGAAGGAAAAGGCCAAGGCCAGGCCGGUGGCUUUGAAUACCGUGGAGUUGAUGAGAGUGGCCAGUUCGGGAUUGGGAAUGGGGCCCCAUCAUGCCAUGCAAAUAGCGGAGAAAUUGUACACGCAAGGUUACAUCAGUUAUCCGAGGACCGAGACUACUAAAUACCCCGAAAAUUUCGAUUUGUUAGGGACGUUGCAGCAACAGCAAAACAACUCCGAUUGGGGAGACGAGGUUAGAGAAAUACUCAAAAAUGGCAUACACAAACCUAAAUCAGGACACGAUGCAGGCGAUCACCCGCCUAUAACUCCGAUGAAAGCGGCAUCGAGAAACGAAUUCGACGGGGACUCGUGGAAAUUGUACGAUUACAUAACGAGGCAUUUCAUCGGAACGUUAGCGAAGGAUUGCAAGUACCUCACGACCACCACCAGUUUUCUGAUCAAUAACGAGGAAUUCUCCGUGUCCGGCAAAACUCUCAUCGAUCCCGGUUUCACGAGCGUCAUGCCCUGGCAGGCAAUAGGCAAAAAUGAAAUUCUACCGGAUCUCGUCAAGGAUCAAAUGGUGCCGAUAAAGGACGUCAAACUCACCGAACACCAAACGCAACCUCCCGAUUAUCUCACCGAAUCCGAAUUGAUCACGCUGAUGGAACACCACGGUAUAGGAACGGACGCUUCUAUUCCCGUACACAUCAAUAAUAUCUGCCAGAGAAAUUACGUGUCCGUGAUAAGCGGCAGGAAAUUGAAGCCUACCCCUCUCGGUAUCGUUCUCGUGCACGGUUAUCAAAAAAUCGACGAGGAAUUGGUGCUUCCCACGAUGAGAUCGGCGCUAGAAGAACAACUGACUCUCAUUGCGAUCGGCAAAGCGAAUUUCCAAGACGUCCUCAAACACACCACGGAAAUAUUCAAAUUGAAAUUCAAGUAUUUCGUAAAUCACAUCGAUUCGAUGGAUCAGCUAUUCGAAGCGACGUUUUCACCUUUGAGCGCUUCCGGUAGAGCCUUCUCCAGGUGCGGCAAAUGCCGAAGGUACAUGAAAUAUAUACAGGCGAAGCCGGCUAGAUUGCAUUGUCCGCAAUGCGACGAAACUCACAACGUACCGCAAAACGGAACCAUAAAAUUGUUCAAAGAACUAAAAUGCCCGCUCGACGAUUUCGAAUUGCUCUGCUGGACGAUGGGCAACAAGGGCAAGAGCUUCGUGUUCUGUCCAUACUGCUACAACAACCCGCCAUUCAACGACACGAAGAAAGGUAACGGCUGUAAUUCCUGCUCGCAUCCCACAUGCUCUUUCAGUUUGACAACCAACGGCGUGAUAAGUUGCGCAGAAUGCGAAUUCGGCGUUCUAGUUCUCGAUCCGUCAUCGGGACCGAAGUGGAAACUCGGUUGUAAUCGGUGCGAUACGAUCAUAAAAUUCUUCAACGACGCGCAGAAGGUGACGAUAUUGAACGACAAUUGCGAUUGCGGGGCGCAGAUGGUGCACGUCGAGUACAAGCCGGAGAAGAACAAACUGCAAGGGGGAUCGAACGAGGCCAAGGGUUGCGCGUUUUGCAGUCCGGAAUUCGCCAAAUUGGUGGACAGGCCGAAGGUGGCCGUGGCGACGAGGCCGAAAGUGUUUAGAGGCGGUAGAGGAACGGAGGCGGCCGGUGUAGGCGGUAGAGGGGGCGCGCGAGGCGGUCGCGGAAGGCCGCCCAAAGAUAAAAUGUCGCAGUUGGCGGCGUAUUUCGUGUAACUUUCGCGUCAGGUAAUCGAGGAUUGGUUUUUUUUUUGUUUCGAUUGUAAUUACUAAAGUUUGUUUUAUAAUUUAUGUUCUUUCUGUAAUAAUAAUUGUAAUAAUUUUGG